GUUUUCAAAGUUCCAGCAGAAGUUUUAAGAAGCGCUGGGUUACAGAGUCCGCUUGGAGGAGUAACAGGGGACGAACGGAUCGUUUUUGCUUUUGUACAACUUACAAAAAGAAGAGAAAAAAGAAGAAGAUUUGUGCUUUAUGUCUCUGUUAGCCGCAACGUGAUUUUCUGGGAAUUUUUAUUCUGCAUGCAUGUUUUUAAUGGAUGUAUUGUAACAUUGUGAAGCGAAGAAUCAGUUGUUAGCGCAAUGGGGAAUUACAGAUUGUGGAUUUUCCUGUGGAUUCUGUCACUUUCUCGUGGCUGCAAAGGUUUCAAAUGCCAGGAUAAUUCUAAACCCUGCGCAAACGGGGGUACGUGCGUUGAGAAUCAAUCGAGAUGCGUGUGUCGAUCGAGCUUCAUCGGAGAGCUCUGCCAGUUUCAGGACCCGUGCCACAAGUCCCCUUGUCUGAACGGAGGGCGUUGCAGAAGCUCAGUGGUGGAUGUAGCCGUGCAGCACACCUGCACAUGCCAGCGUGGGUACAGAGGGCAAGACUGCUCCCUGGUUGACGCCUGCGCCACCAACCCCUGCGCCAACGGUGCCCGCUGCUCCAACUGGAACAACCGCUACAACUGCUCCUGCAUGCCCGGCUUCCAGGGCAAGAACUGCCGCAACGACGUGGAUGAGUGCAAGACCUCCGGCGUGUGUCUGAACGGGGGCGCCUGCCUCAACACCCCGGGGUCAUUCCGGUGCCAUUGCCAGCCAGGCUUCUCCGGACGGGUGUGCGAGAUCGCCUCCAUGCCAUGCGCCCCCUCGCAGUGUCUGAACGGGGGCACCUGCCGCCAGACCGGAGACCUGACUUACCAGUGUGCCUGCCUGCCAGGGUUCGAAGGUCACAACUGUGACAGAAACAUUGACGACUGUCCGGGACAUAAGUGCAUGAACGGAGGGACGUGUGUGGAUGGAGUGAACACUUACAACUGCCAGUGCGCACCUGAGUGGACAGGCCAGUUCUGCACCGAAGACGUCAAUGAGUGUCACUUGCAGCCCAACGCGUGCCACAACGGGGGCACCUGCUUCAACACCAUCGGUCGUCAUAGCUGCGUGUGCGUGAACGGCUGGACCGGCGAGGACUGCAGCGAGAACAUCGACGACUGCGCCACGGCCGUGUGCUUCAACGGGGCCACCUGCCACGACCGCGUGGCCUCCUUCUUCUGCGAGUGUCCGGUUGGGAAAACAGGUCUGCUCUGCCACUUGGAGGACGCCUGCGUCAGUAACCCCUGCAACGAGGGGGCGGUGUGCGACACCAACCCCCUCAACGGCCGUGCCAUCUGCACGUGCCCCCCUGGCUUCACCGGGGGAGCCUGCAACCAGGAUGUGGACGAGUGCUCCAUCGGGGCGAACCCGUGCGAGCAUUUUGGGAAGUGCGUAAACACCGAGGGCUCAUUCCAGUGCCAGUGUGGGAAGGGGUACACGGGACCCCGCUGCGAGAUCGACAUCAACGAGUGCCUGUCCAUGCCCUGUCAGAACGAUGCCACCUGCCUCGAUCGCAUCGGGGAAUUCACCUGUAUCUGCAUGCCAGGGUUCAUGGGAAUUUACUGCGAAGUGGAUAUCGACGAGUGCGAGAGUAACCCGUGUGUCAACGACGGGCAGUGCAAGGACGUCGUCAAUGGGUUUGUCUGCACCUGUCUGCCAGGUUUUACAGGCUCUAUGUGUCAGAUUGAUAUUGACGAAUGCGCCAGCACGCCGUGCCAGAACGGGGCCAAGUGUUUCGACAGACCCAAUGGGUAUGAAUGCUACUGCGCUGAAGGUUUCGAGGGCACCGUUUGCGAGAGGAACAGUAAUAACUGUGAUCCGGACCCGUGCCACCACGGCUCCUGCGUGGAUGGCAUCGCCAGCUUCACGUGUGUCUGCGAGCUGGGCUACACGGGCUACCGCUGCGAGAACCAGGUGAACGAGUGUCACAGCAACCCUUGCCAGAACGGGGGAAAAUGCAUGGACCUGGUGAACAAGUACCUGUGCCACUGUCAGCCCGGGACGUCGGGUACUAACUGUGAGAUUAAUUAUGACGACUGUGCCAGCAAUCCUUGUGAUUAUGGCAUCUGCCAAGAUGGAAUUAACCGCUAUGACUGUAUCUGCAAGCCUGGCUUCACAGGCCCCCUGUGCAACGUGGAGAUUGACGAGUGCCAGUCGAACCCCUGCCGGAACGGCGGCACCUGCGUGGACGAGGAGAACGGCUUCCGCUGCCAGUGUCCGGAGGGCUUCCACGACCCGCUGUGCUACUCCGAGGUGGACGAGUGCAGCAGCAGCCCCUGCGUCCGUGGGACCUGCCACGACGACGUUAACGGCUAUAAGUGUGACUGUGAGCCGGGCUGGUUGGGGAUGAACUGUGACCUCAACAGGAACGAGUGCCACUCGAACCCCUGUCUGCACGGGGGCACCUGCAUGGACCAGGUCAACGGCUACACCUGCAAGUGCAAAGAGGGCUUCAGAGGGAACUUGUGUCAAACCAACAUCAAUGACUGUGCCUCGAACCCCUGCCUGAAUAAAGGGACCUGCGUUGACGGCGUUGCCAGUUACACCUGCCUGUGUGACCUGCCCUAUACAGGUCGCGACUGCGCAGACGUGCUGGCCCCCUGCUCACCCAGCCCCUGUGAGAACGGAGGGGUCUGUGAGCACAGCCCAGACUACGAGAGCUUUGUGUGCACCUGUGCUCCGGGCUGGCAAGGUCAGAGGUGCAACAUGGAUAUCAAUGAGUGUGCCACGAGCCCGUGUAAGAAUCGGGGUACCUGCGCCAACACCCUCGGGGGGUUCACCUGUACCUGCCGACCUGGCUUCACCGGGGUCAACUGUGAGACUGACACCAACGACUGCGCCCCGAAUCCGUGUCUGAACGGCGGCAGCUGCGUCGACGGGGUCAACUCCUUCAAGUGCACCUGCAUGCCGGGCUUCAUGGGCACCCGCUGUGGCGUGGAAAUCAACGAGUGCCACAGCAGCCCUUGCCGCAACGGGGGCACCUGCACCGAUUACGUCAACAGCUACACCUGUACCUGCAAGCUGGGCUUCGCUGGCAUACACUGCGAGAUCAACGUCCCUGACUGCACUGAGAGUUCCUGUUUUAACGGAGGGACCUGCUUCGACGAGAUCAACGGCUACACUUGCCACUGCCGGGCUGGCUUCACGGGCUCCAACUGCCAGUUCGAGAUCAACGAGUGCGACUCCCAGCCCUGCUUGAACGGGGGAGUGUGUCUGGAUGGGUUAGAGUCCUACCGCUGCACCUGCCCUCUGGGAUUCACCGGCUCACGCUGUCAGAACACGGUGGAUUGGUGCAGCAGGUCUCCUUGUAAGAACGGAGGACGCUGUCGACAGAAGGAAUCCGUUUACACGUGCGAGUGUCCGAGCGGCUGGACCGGACGGUACUGCGACAUCCCGAGCCUCUCCUGUGAGGCAGCUGCUUCCCAGAGAGGUUUGGGAAUUGACCAGCUUUGCCGCUAUGGGGGUCACUGCGUGAACACAGGCAGCACGCAUUACUGCCGCUGUUCGAAGGGAUAUACUGGCAGCUACUGCGAAAGUGAGAUCAACCAGUGUGAGCAGAAUCCCUGCCGCAACGGCGCCACCUGCAGGAGCUACGUGGGAGGACACGUCUGUGAAUGCAUGCCGGGCUACGCUGGGCCAAGCUGUGAAACGGAGGUGAAUGAGUGCCAGUCUCACCCUUGUCAGAACGGGGGCACCUGCAUCGACCUGGUCGGACACUAUAUCUGUUCCUGCCCCCCCGGGACGCUAGGAGUGCUGUGUGAGAUCAACGAAGACGACUGCUCUCCCAGUCCGAGCGGCCGAGCCCCCAAGUGCAUGAACAACGGGACGUGCGUGGACAAGGUCGGGGGAUACAGGUGCAACUGUCCCCCGGGGUUCACUGGGGAACGCUGCGAGGGGGACAUCAACGAGUGCCACUCGAACCCCUGCAACCCCUCCAAUACCCUGGACUGCAUCCAACUGCCCAACGACUAUCAAUGUGUCUGCAAGCCUGGCUUCAAUGGACGAAGAUGCCAGAGUACCAUCAACAUGUGUGAGUCUCAGCCCUGUCAAAAUGGGGGAAAAUGUUCAGAGACAGUCAACUCCGCGCUGGGAUACAGCUGCACUUGUCAGCUGAACUACGUGGGGCCUAACUGCGAGAGGAGCCUGCUGUCAUGCCGGGAGAUGUCCUGCUACAACGGGGGGACCUGCGUGAACACGCAGCUGGGCGCCCGCUGUAACUGCGCCCCAGGCUUCGCCGGGCCCGACUGCCACCUGCGGGAGAAUGGCAGCUGCGCUAACCAGCCUUGCCGUAACGGGGGCACAUGUCGAAAGGACGCCACCUUCCCCUUCUUCCAGUGCCUGUGCCGUCACGGCUUCAACGGCAAAAGGUGCGAGCAGAGUCUCACGCGCAUGCUCCCUCCCCCGCCCACGCCGGAGCCCUCCUGCCCUCUGGCGGCGUGCCGGGGCAAAGCGGACGAUGGCGUCUGCGACAGGGAGUGCAACACGCACAACUGCCAGUGGGACAGAGGAGACUGCUCACUCACUGUGAACCCUUGGAAGAAGUGCGAGGCCCAGCAGUGCUGGAAGGUGUUUAACAACAGCCUGUGUGACGAGGCGUGCAACACCCCCGAGUGUCUGUAUGACAACUUUGACUGCAAGAAGAAAGAGAGGGUCUGCAGCCCGAUCUACGAGCAGUACUGCAUUGACCACUACGCGGACGGGAGCUGCGAUCAGGGCUGCAACAGCGAGGAGUGUGGCUGGGAUGGGCUGGACUGUGCCAGGGGCGUGGCCGAAAACCUGGCGGAGGGCGUGCUGGUCAUCACAGUGCUGCUCCCGCCCCAGGAGCUGCGUCGAACCAGCACAGCCUUCCUCCAGAAACUCAGCUUCAUCCUCCACACCACCCUGCGCUUCCGCCAGGACGAGAACGGAGAGGACAUGAUCUACCCCUUCUACCGGAGCCAGUCCCGCAUCCAGAAGAGAGAGCUGGAGCAGGAAAUCAUCGGCACCAUUGUGUACCUGGAGAUUGACAAUCGCCUCUGUGUCACUGGCUCAGACCCGUCCAAGUGCUUCCUCACUGCGGAGAAUGCGGCUGAUUACCUGGGAGCGUUAUCUGCCGUGGAAAGACUGCGCUUUCCCUAUCCCCUCAAAGAAGUCCGGGGCGAGAGGAUUGACCCGCCAGUCAAUCCCGAGUUGAAUAAGCUCCUCCCCCUGGUGGUGGUUGCCGCGGUGAUUCUCCUAGUGAUUCUCAUCCUGGGCGUCCUGGUUGCUAGGCGCAAACGGGAGCACAGCACCCUCUGGUUUCCGGAAGGGUUCUUCCUGAAGAAGGAGACGAGCAGCAACAAGAACCGCAGGGAGCCGGUCGGGCAGGACGCCUUAGGGAUGAAGAACAUGCCAAAGACUGUUGAGCAGAGUUUGCUUUCUGAUCACACCGAACAGUGGCUGGACACGGACUGUCCUGAAGCCAAGAGGCUGAAGGUGGACGAGCCGGGGACCGCGUCGGAUAACGAGGACGCAGUGGACUCCCGGCAGUGGACGCAGCACCACCUGGCCGCGGCCGACAUCCGCAUGCCCCCCUCCAUGGCUCUGACGCCCCCCCAGGGGGAGUUCGACAACGACUGCAUGGACGUCAACGUCAGGGGACCCGACGGAUUCACGCCGCUUAUGCUGGCCUCGUUCUGCGGUGGUGGGCUGGAGGCCGAGGUGGUGGAGGAGGAAGACGCAGACGAUUCUUCAGCCAACAUAAUCUCGGACCUCAUCUACCAGGGCGCCAGCCUGGCAGCCCAGACCGACCGGACCGGAGAGUCGGCCCUGCACCUUGCUGCCCGCUACGCCCGCGCUGACGCCGCCAAACGCCUGCUGGACGCUGGAGCCGACGCCAACGCCCAAGAGAACACGGGGCGGACACCGCUCCAUGCUGCUGUGGCUGCAGACGCGCAGGGGGUCUUCCAGAUCUUGAUCAGAAACAGAGCUACGGAUCUGGACGCCAGGAUGUACGACGGCUCGACGGCUCUGAUCCUGGCAGCCCGUCUGGCCGUGGAGGGCAUGGUGGAGGACCUCAUUGCGUGCCAUGCCGACGUCAACGCUGUCGAUGAAAUAGGUAAAUCCGCAUUGCAUUGGGCCGCGGCCGUGAACAAUGUGGAAGCAACUCUUGCACUUUUGAAGAACGGAGCAAACAAGGAUAUGCAGGACCUCAAGGAGGAGACUCCUCUGUUCCUGGCCGCUCGGGAAGGCAGCUGCGAAGCUGCCAAGAUCCUACUGGACCACUUUGCCAACCGGGAGAUAACGGACCACAUGGAUCGCCUCCCCAGAGACAUCGCGCAGGACAGGAUGCACCACGACAUCGUGCAGCUGCUGGACGAGUACAACACCGUGCGCAGCCCCCAAGGCCACGGGAUGCAGGGGCACCACAUGGCAGGAGGCCACACCAUGUCCCCGCUCAUGUGCCCACCCGGCGCGUUCAUGCCUGGCCUCAAACAGACGGGGCAAGGAAAGAAGUCGAGGCGACCGAGCGCCAAGGGGGCAGGCCAGCAGCACGCCGGCCUGGCACGAGAAGCCAAGGAGUCUGCCAAAGCCAGGAACAAGAAGCUGUCGCUGGACUGCCAGGGAUCGCUGAUGGAAAGUUCGGUCACCCUCUCGCCCGUCGACUCACUGGAUUCUCCUCGCGGGGGCUACGUGACGAACCCGGCUUCACCGGCCGUGCCGUCGGCGGGGAUCUUCCACCAGGCUUCGUCCAUGUCGGUUCCCACCACCCCGGUGGUGCGCGGCCUCCUGGACGGGCCUUUUGCCGUCUCCCUGGCGAGGCUGAGCGAUAUUGGAGAGCUGCCGGGUCCGGGUCAGAACGCAGCCAUCCUGUCAAUGAAUUCCAUGCAGCCGCGUGUCUCCGUGUCCUCGGUCAACGUCGGCACGGGGCAGCCCAACUACGUCCUGAACGCCGGCCAACUGGGGCUGAACCUGGGCAUGGUGAGCCCGGUGAGCGUGCCUUUCGACUGGCACGCCCGCAUCCCCACCUCCCAGUGCAACCAGCAGGUCAUCAACCUGGUGCAUCCCAUCCAGACCCAGGCUGGCAUACAUCAGCAACAUCAGCAAGCUGUUCUCCAGCAGCAGCAGCAGCAGCAGCAGCAGCAGCUGAUUCUCCAGCAGCAGCAGCGCAUGUUCCAUGGAUCUCAAGUCCUGGUUCAGCAGCACAGCCCGGUCAAAAUGCAAAGAGUGGCCGAACAGCAAAAGCAGAUGAACCAAGCUCAGCAGCAGCAGCAGCAGCAGCAGCAAAUGCAAGCCUUGGUCAACCAGCAGAAAUUGGCCCGGCUUGGUUCUGCCACCCCACCAGAUGCUCAGCCACCUCCUCCUCUUCCUCCUCCUCCUCCUCCUUCUCAAACUCCAACUCAGCAGCAGCAGCAGCCACAGUCGCAGAACGUGUCCCAAGCCCCGCAGUUCUUCAAGCAGAUGAGCAACCCACCUGUGGAGGAUUACCCGACCCCGCCUUCCCAGCACAGCUACGCCUCAGCCCACGACGCCACGCCCAAGCAUUACCUCCACCUGCAGAACGAGCACCCCUACCUGACGCCCUCCCCCGAGUCCCCCGAGCAGUGGUCCAGCCCGUCUCCUCAUUCCAUGUCCGACUGGUCAGACUCCACCCCCAGCCCAGCCGUCGUUGGUCCAGCCCACACCCAGAUCCCUCACGUGCAGGAGCAAAGCACGAAGAUGCAGGUUUUUGCGUAAAGAAAACCUACAGCAACAAAUAGGGAGGGAUCUGUCUCUCUAUCGUACAGUACAGUAAAACCUGGCUUUUUUUUCUCAGGUUUUACUGUUAUUUUUGUGUCCUUCUCUUUUUUUUUUUUUUGCAUUCUUUUGCAAGCAAAAAAAAGGUGGGGAACGUUGUUGUCUUAAGGAAAAGACGUUUUUUUUUUUUUUUUUUUUUAAUUGUAUGAAGUAAGACUUUUUUGUACAGAGCACGCUCUGGAACUUGAAAAAGAGAAAUGAACACGAAAUAUGAAGAAGUCUUUAAUUUCAAAGACGAAGUUUUAAAAAAAAAAAAAAAAGUUCUCCUGUAAAGAAGAAAUGUGUUUUUGUUUUCUUGUUUUGUUUUUUUUUCUAAAAGAAGUUUUGAAGGAAAUUUCUUGACGUUGUUCGUUUUUAUUUAUUGCUUUUUUCUUCCUCAUGAUUAUAUAUAUAAUAUCACUGCCUGCCUUUCUCUCGUGCCUGUGUAAAUAUAAGAUGUAAUGUUUUCUGCGUCUCUCUGAAGGGUGGUGAAAGUGGGUUUAGUAUCUUUCCAGUGGGACAAUUGCCAAUGUCUUGUUUUGUGCAAAACUUAGGUCACACUACACACACGCUGGGCAGCGGUAGUUAAGGAAGCCUUAUGCUAGAUAUUGUAUCUGCUUUAUUCUCCCUAUGGAUCUUUGUUUUGUUCGUCCAACUUUUAAAAAAAAACUCCAGCAUAAAGAAAUAAAGUUGAAUAGAGAGAGAAUAAGGCAUUGACAAAGGGUUUAAUUUAGUCAGCCCUUUCCCGUCAAGCUUAGACAUUUUUUAGAGCAUUUUACAGUGCUAGACAACACUGAGAACUGCCUUACCCAUCUAUCCAUGGUCACCCCAGGGUGCAUAGUGGGUGCAAUACUAAUGGAUGUAAAAUGCUUUACAAUGCCCAGCUGUGGCUUACUCUGGCUAGGGUGUGGGCAGACCAAAUCUACCCUUUAGAUUCAGAAAAUUACUUCUUUUUGCAGUUAUGGGCGAACUAGAAGAAACAGAUACUUUAAAUCUCACCCACACUCCUGAUCAAAUAAUGCUUUGCCGAUUGUACGUACAAGAGCAGCCAAAGUAAUGUUGUGAUAUAUAUAUAUUUAUAUAUAUUCGUUUUUUUUAACUGCCCUGACUAUUGUUAAGACAGUAUAAAAUACUCAUUGGUUGUGGGGUUAAUUACUGCUAGUUACUGUUCAUUCUGGCUUGACGAACUGAAGGCAAAGUCAAAAUCCACGAGGAGGCUAGGAGGUGCAGUUUAAUGUUGAGGGAUUACAAUUAAAAAACGCAAGUUAUUUUCUCCCCCUGCUCCCCCUGCCAAAAUUGUGUGACAAAGGUGUUUUUAAUCAAGGACCGACAGAAUGUUAUCGUUUUGGACACUACUGCCAGUUUUGCGCCCCCUUGUGUCUGGAGGUUGAACAGCGUGAUAAAGCAGGGAUGUGACACGCCUCGCCCUCUUUCCUGCCGUCGCGCGGUUUAGAGUUUGUUUUACCACAGCAGAAGCAGGGGUGCAAAUCUUCAUGACCUCCCUAGCCCCAAAAAAAAAAAAUCUAAUCAAAUAAAGAAAGCAUUCGCGUGAGAAGGCAUAGCCCUAGAAGUAGGUCUAACGGUAAAUAGUUUGAAUCCAUAUUGGAAUUUCUUAAAUAGGGAUUCCCUCUUCAGUUAAAGAAAGGGUUUCAGCUAAAAGGGAAUAAUGUUUUGCAGCCACUGUUUUUUGUUUGUUUGUUUCGCGGGAGAACUGUGCUUAACUAAGCUUAUAAAGUGGCUGUAAUGUUCAAUGUUUCUCACCAAUUUGUAAGUGUAAAAGACUAAAGCAUUGCCGUAAUCAGUAAUCAGUAUUGUAGUGUAGAUUUCAGUGUGUUGGCCCUGACUGUCUUCUUGCCAUUGUCUCCAGUUUUAUUCAGUGUGGGAGCCCAUGCGAAAAGCGAAAAGGCGUCUCGCGAAUGUUUACAAGGGAACUGGCUUAAAUAGUUGCUGCUAUGCAGCCCCGCCCCUCUUAAAACAUUAUUAAUGAGCCGCUUUUUCAAUUGGCCAAUCCCAAAGCACCAGUGGGAGGAGUAAGCACAGUGCCACGCCCACAAACUCGCAAACUAUAAAACAGGUGUUUGUUUUCGGUCUGUCCAAGCAACGGCAUCGCAAAAAGGGCAACGCAUUGAUUUCUAGUUCUGACAUGCCUGUUUUUUUUUUUUUUUUUUUUUUUUUUAGGUAUUAUCGUUUGUAUUAAAUCUGUUUUUAAAAAUGGUGAUAGGAAGAUCACGGUUGUCUUGCCCUGGGUCUACUAACUUGGACUAUGUUUAGGUAAAAAGGAAACAAAAAGCUUGGAUUCAGCAUUGAAAAUGGAAAAAAAGAAAACACACACACAUUCCUAACUGUUUUCCUGUCCGCUUACUUGUAAGCAAGCUGGUCUGUCUGCAUUUACUUCUGAAUCAUUAAAGCCUGGGUGCAUUGCCAAGGGAGCUGUCCUGCGUCCAGAUUUGAACACACAGAGUUUGGGGGG
This is a messenger RNA of Polyodon spathula (Mississippi paddlefish), 10216 nucleotides long. RefSeq names its product notch receptor 3 (gene notch3). The record is from RefSeq and is a predicted model, not a curated record. NCBI's taxonomy places the organism in Eukaryota, Metazoa, Chordata, Actinopteri, Acipenseriformes, Polyodontidae. Bases 247 to 7707 code for a protein of 2486 amino acids. The transcript has 34 exons. Gene Ontology annotation, biological process: cell differentiation; regulation of DNA-templated transcription; Notch signaling pathway. Gene Ontology annotation, molecular function: calcium ion binding; signaling receptor activity; Notch binding. Gene Ontology annotation, cellular component: membrane.